UCCCGUAAAGUGAUUCAAGGAGAAGUCUCAUUCAAACAGAUUAUACCGAACAACGACUCGAAAUUAACUCCAGUCAAUGUCAUUUUCUUUACUGAUGUAAUGAAUCAAGUCAUUUCCGAAACGCCGUUAAACACUCUUUUGUAUAACGACAGUGACAUCAUUGAUUGUUUCAUGUAUGUCAAAGAAUUUGAACAAGCAGCGUAUUUUCAAUAUAGUCUUGGUGAACAGUGUUUGGAGUUGACGAGUAAAGAGAUCGAAGACAACAUGUGUUUUCCCGAAAACGUCUUUGAGAAGUUGUUUGUGAUAGUGAAAAGCUUUUCUGGAGCGAUGUCGUUGUUCAUGACAGUUGGCAAUUCGGUCUGGACGAAAAAGUGUUCCCAACAUAUCUUAGAAGUCAUCUUACAAAUCAUUUUCGAUAACGUUCAAAUCAUCGGACUGGGGAAUGACAUUUUUAUGGUGAGUGGGAUGUUGUGUUAUUUCAAUUCAUUUGAUGACGCGAACAUGUUUGCGUGGGCUUAUCACAUAGAUGAGACGUGUAAAUGGGCGAGUGCGUUAUAUCAGCAAUGUGUUGUGAUGGGCAAUUUACAGUAUUUACGAGACUGGGCGGAGUGUUAUGAUAUGGAUAAAAAGACGUUAGGAUGUCUUGAAGAGAUCAAAGGGCGUUCGAAGAAGUUUCUUGAGCGGUGGGAAGUGUUUUAUGAUUUGGUUGAGUCGUUGUGGCCGUUUGUUGUUUCGAUGAGAUAUGAAGAGAAAGUGAUUGUCGAGAAAGUGCGCUCGUCACGACAUAAACUGACGUUCAAUUUCAAUGUGAAGUGA
This is a messenger RNA of Entamoeba invadens IP1, 816 nucleotides long. RefSeq lists its product as hypothetical. NCBI's taxonomy places the organism in Eukaryota, Evosea, Mastigamoebida, Endamoebidae. The annotation marks the transcript as partial. Gene Ontology annotation, cellular component: cytoplasm. The record is from RefSeq and is a predicted model, not a curated record. The transcript has a single exon.